AUGGUACUGGACACUAUACGUAAACGAUUCUCAUUAUGGGUAUUCAAAACAAAUGAACGCUAUCAUCCUCGUGAAGAGGAGCGACUCCACAGGGAACGCAUUGCUGAACGUGCACGCGAGAAGGAACGAUCGCGUACCGUCGCUGCGUCGUCGCGUCCGCCUGCCAACAAGAAGCCCUCUCAACAGCAUCCUCCACUUUAUGUAAGUUUCCUUUCUUGA
Haemonchus placei is the source of this 219-nucleotide messenger RNA. The record is from the annotation of a GenBank genome assembly. NCBI's taxonomy places the organism in Eukaryota, Metazoa, Nematoda, Chromadorea, Rhabditida, Trichostrongylidae.